AUGAUAGUGGAUUGUUAUUUAUUCUCUUAUUUCCCCGAUAUAACAUCAAUGUCACACUCGUAUACCAUUCCAUAUUCUCCAUGGGAGGAUGACUAUCCAAAAAAAGUGACAUCACUUUCAAUAGACAUGAAAUCGUUGGUGUACGAGACACCGUCAAGAUCCCUUGAUCAUAUAACCUGUCCAAUAUGCAAACAUCCAUUUCUCAAACCAUACUCAACCAUCUGUGGUCACACGUUUUGUAAAGCCUGCAUUAAUGAAUCUUUUAAGAGUGUAUUAGGUGAGAAAUGUCCCUUAGAUAGAGUGCCGUUGAACGUGAAUGACGAAGCUGAGGUAUACCCUGCCCCAAUCAUAUUAACUAAUAUAACUGACGAUUUAAUAGUGAAGUGCGUGAAUUCAGAGGAUGGCUGCACCUGGAGAGGUGAGCGAUGGAGUGUAAGGAACCAUGUUCUAGAAAAAUGUGCAUAUACACGGAUCAAAUGCACAUGUGGGUUGUUUUGUUCACGGAGAAUGUUGUUAGAGAAUAAAUUGAUAACUGAAGACUUUCACCCUGUCGAUAGGGAUGGAAUAGCCGUUUGUCCUCACACCAAAGUGAGUUGUGAAAAGUGUGCAGUUGAAGUAAUGCUCUGUGAAAUGGACGAGCAUUUGCAAAAACAUUGUACAAACAACAUUGUUAAAUGCAGCGGCUGUCAUUUAUCGUUUCCUCAAAUGCACUUGGGAAAUCAUACUCUGAAUUGCCAGCAAAUAUACGUGGACUGCCCUGGAUCAAAAUAUGGCUGUACAUGGAAGGGACAACGAGAACUGCUUACCAGCAUCCAUAUGUCAGACUGUGUUUUUUUGAAAUUAAAGGGCAGCCUGGAACAAUUUGAAGGGAGACUAACGUCAUUGGCCACGGAGAAUGAAAACUUGAAGCUCCAGAUGAGUACUAUUCUAGAUUCUGUAGUUCAGGGGAAAGUUCAAAACUUGGGGUAUCCUUUAGAAAUUGAGGAAAUUAGUGGCAAUCUUGAAGUAGAAAAAGAAUAUGAGCUUGACCCUGUUAGGCUAAGUAUGAAAAACAUACGUGCCUUGGUGAAAGAACUAGAGACCAAUAAAAAUAUGACACAGCUACUUGCGGAAGAAAACGUAGCUCUACGAGAACAGGUGAAAAAUCAAUGGACUAUGAUUGUCCAACUACAAAACCAAGUUCAGUUUAUGAUGAUUGAGCGACGAAGACAGUUUGCUAGUUCUGGUGAUUUAGAGAGAUUGCAUACAAAGUUGUAA
Pichia kudriavzevii is the source of this 1257-nucleotide messenger RNA. RefSeq lists its product as uncharacterized. The record is from RefSeq and is a predicted model, not a curated record. The transcript has a single exon. NCBI's taxonomy places the organism in Eukaryota, Fungi, Ascomycota, Pichiomycetes, Pichiales, Pichiaceae. Gene Ontology annotation, molecular function: zinc ion binding. Bases 1 to 1257 code for a protein of 418 amino acids.